This is a messenger RNA of Xenopus tropicalis (tropical clawed frog), 2016 nucleotides long. RefSeq names its product vascular endothelial growth factor C (gene vegfc). Gene Ontology annotation, biological process: signal transduction; positive regulation of cell migration; positive regulation of cell population proliferation. Gene Ontology annotation, molecular function: vascular endothelial growth factor receptor binding; vascular endothelial growth factor receptor 3 binding; growth factor activity. Gene Ontology annotation, cellular component: extracellular region; membrane. Bases 406 to 1629 code for a protein of 407 amino acids. Lineage: Eukaryota; Metazoa; Chordata; Amphibia; Anura; Pipidae. The record is from RefSeq and is a predicted model, not a curated record. The transcript has 7 exons.
CUUAUUAUAGUCUCUUGCAAACUGCCUUAGCUCCGUGUGUGCUCGGCACUGACAUUCCCUUAUGCCAGGCAGAAACAGUGCAACCGCGACAGCGCUUCUCGUAGCAAACACGUGUGCCCAGCUUCCUUAGGGAGAGGCGUGUGUGCGGGUCCCCCUCAGCAUUUGCCCAUGCUGUCACUCAACAGUUGCCCAAUAUCUUUAAUGCAGUGACCGACUCGGAUGUCCGACUCGCUGAGACAAGUUUUCCUCAGCUGGCAGCGCUGCGCUCACUGGCUGGGAAGAGGCUGAUGCCCUGCUUGGUGCGGAGCUGCUGCAGCGCUGAGUGAGGAUUUCCCGGCUGCCCUUGGGGAGCGCAGUGUGACCGGACUGUGCCACUAGCGCUACAACCCCGUCCCACUGGGGAAAAUGCACUUGCUGGAAGGAGCGCUACUUGUUCUCUACUACACUGUUUGGGCGCAGCGCGGCGCAGCUUAUGAGUCGGGACAGGGCUAUUACGACGAUCCGGAAUUUGGCGACACAAAGGAUCAGCCAGGAAGAGAACUGGAAGAGCAGCUGAGGUCAGUGUCCAGUGUGGAUGAACUAAUGACUCUCCUCUACCCCGAAUCCUGGAAAAUGUUUAAGUGCCAGCUACGACAAGGAGGCAGCACAGGAUAUGACACUAGGAGAGAAGACAGUUUUACAUUUGCGGCUGCUCAUUAUAAUUACAAUGCUGAAAUCUGGAAAAGUAUUGAAAAUGAGUGGAGAAAAACUCAGUGCAUUCCCCGGGAAGUAUGUGUGGAUGUAGGGAAAGAAUUUGGAGCACCAACAAACACCUUCUUUAAACCCCCGUGUGUAUCCGUCUACAGAUGUGGGGGUUGCUGUAACAGUGAAGGGUUGCACUGUAUGAACACCAGCUCAACUUUUGUCAGCAAAACUCUGUUUGAAAUUACAGUCCCGCUAUCUCAAGGACCAGUAAAACCAGUAACAAUUAGUUUUGCAAACCAUACAUCCUGCCGGUGCAUGUCUAAGCUGGAUGUUUACAGACAAGUUCAUUCAAUUAUUAGACGAUCCUUGCCAGCCACCCAAUUGCAAUGUCAGGUGGCAAACAAGACUUGCCCUAGAAAUCACAUUUGGAACAACCAUGUGUGCAGAUGUAUCAUGCAGCAUGACGUUGAGUUUUCACCAAGUCCAGAAGAAGAAGAUAAUGAAGAGGCAUUUAAUGAUAUAUGUGGCCCAAACAAAGAGCUUGAUGAAGAGACAUGCCAGUGUGUCUGCAAAGGUGGAUUGGUACCUUCAAGCUGUGGUCCUCAAAAAGAACUAGACAGAACAUCAUGCAAGUGUGUUUGCAAGAAUAAACUCCUUGCCAGCUCAUGUGGCCCAAACAAGCAGUACGAUGAGGAAAAAUGCCAAUGUGUGUGCAAAAGAUCCUGUCCAAAAAACCUACCAUUAAACAGUGCAAAAUGCGCCUGUGAGUGCACAGAAUCGCCAAAUAAAUGUUUCUUAAAGGGGAAAAAAUUUCAUCAUCCGACAUGCAGUUGUUACAGACCACCAUGUACAACUCGACCGAAACGUUGUGAGCAUGGCUUUUAUUACAGUGAAGAAGUCUGCCGUUGUGUUCCCACGUACUGGAAAAGACCACAUAUGAACUAGCUGAAGAAUCUGAGUGAUAGGCCGCCAAAUGCAAGGACACAUUAUUUUCUGCCUUGGAUAUAUUUCUACAUCACAGAAGCCCAUGGGGCUCUCAAGGACACACAUUGUGCUAUAUGUAUAAGUAUGGGAUGAUGCAAGUUUAAAAGCUCAGCGGAUGCUUUUGUCAUUCUACGGACACACAAAGACUUUUUCUGCCAAUGGCGAAACAGCCAAGGUUUUUCCAUGUGAUUUUUUUUUAUUAAGAUAAUGACUAUAUAAUUUAUUUCCACUAAAAUAUUUUGCAGCAUUCCUCUUUAUUACAGUAACAAUGUAAAGGUGCACUGUGACCAAUAUUUUUAUAUCAUGUAAAAUAUGUUUAAAAUAAAAAAAGACAAAACUUGUACUAUA